AUGAAGCAGGAAGCUGACGCGGAUUCCGUCAGCUUAAGGGAGUUGACUCGGCUUUUCACUACUAAUGAUAAGGCCGAGUGGUCUGAGAUCUAUACGCUGGGUCUGACUCCUUGUUUUGCUGCUCUGGUGAUUAUGGCUUCACACAACUGGAUUCCCUCAACCCACAGGAACCAUGUGUCAGAGGAGAGAGCCAAGCUCAUCUACAAGCUAUACAAGGGAAUUAGAGUUCACUUUGGUCAGCUUAUAUAUGAUCAGGUGAUGAGCAUGACCAGGUUUCAAGUCAAUGAGUCUCGCUGGCUUGUUUUCCCGCGUAUCAUCUAUGGUGUUCUUCAGAUGCAAGAUCCUCUUCCUUUGAUUGCUGGAGACUCCAUCUGUCGACCUCUGCAUUAUCACAAGGACAAAAGGUCUGGCAAAGAAUAUCUGAAGCGAGAAGAGGACAAAAAGAAGAAGGAAUCCAAGGCCUCUGCAUCUCGAGUUCGUCCUUCAACAGCGCCUGCGACAGAGUCUACAUCAGAGGGCUUUAUAACAGUGGAUCUUGGCUCUGUUCGCUUUCCUACUCCUCCACUUCAGCCGGCAGCUGCGAUUCAGGCACUAGGUGACAUGGUCUACACUCUCCAUACCUUCACUGAAGUGGUCCAAGGUCUUCUCGCCAACCUACAAGGGGGAGAACAGGAUGAACCAGGGGACGAAAACUAG
Microthlaspi erraticum is the source of this 696-nucleotide messenger RNA. The record is from the annotation of a GenBank genome assembly. Lineage: Eukaryota; Viridiplantae; Streptophyta; Magnoliopsida; Brassicales; Brassicaceae.